AUGUGGGGCCCGGCCCGCGUCCAGGGGCAGGGCAGCAAGCGGUACUUCCUGCUGGUCGUCGACGACUACACGCGUUACACCACGGUCUUCCCCUUGCGCAGCAAGGGGGAUGUUCCUACUGUUCUGAUCCCUUGGAUCCGCGCUGUUCGUCUCCAGCUCCGCGAGCGGUUCCAGUCAGACUUUCCUGUCUUGCGUCUGCACUCUGACAGAGGUGGUGAGUUCACCUCCGACCUCUUGCGAGCCUUCUGUGAGGAGCACGGCAUUCGCCAAUCGUUCACGCUUCCGGCCUCUCCACAGCAGAAUGGGGUUGUUGAACGCCGCAUUGGCGGUGUCCUGGAGGUCGCUCGUACCUCCAUGAUCCAUGCGGCUGCCCCCCUUUUUCUGUGGCCGUUUGCGGUCCGGUACGCUGCACAUCAGCUCAACCUCUGGCCCCAUGUCUCCUUGCCGGAGACGCCCACACUGCUGUGGACGGGGAAGGUUGGCGAUGCGUCGCGUUUCUGGGUCUGGAAUGCUCGUGCCUUUGUCCGCGAUCUCACCGCGGACAAGCUCUCUGCUCGCGCCAUUCCCUGUGUCUUCCUUGGCUUUCCCCCUGACGCGCCUGGCUGGCAGUUUUACGACCCCACCUCGCGCCGUGUCUUUGCAUCUCAAGAUGUCACCUUUGACGAGUCGGUCCCCUUUUACCGUCUCUUUCGCUACCGCACUGCCCCUCUCCCCCCCCCGCCGCUCUUUCUCGCUGCAGGUCCUCCUCAGGUAGACCCCCUCCCCGCUCCAGGUCCUGCUCCUUCAGGUGUGUCUGAGGUAGACCCUCCUCCCUUGACUGAGCCGGUUGAGGUCACUGGUGACUCAGGUCUUGUUGGGGGUGGUCCUGCUCGGGGUGCUGCUUCUGGGGGUGCUGAGCCUGGGGGUGCGGAGCCUGGAGGUUCUGAGCCUGAGCGUGAGGAGCCUGGGGGUGCUGAGCCUGAGGGUGAGGAGCCUAGAGUGAGCAGUCUCCUUGGAGUGGCCGCCUCCGCAGUCGCUCCGCUGGUGCCUCGCCGCAGCCCUCUCGUCGGCGUGUCCCUCUCUCCACACAGCAGCUACGUGGGUGGUACGUUAGCCGUCAGGGUCGCGCUGCUGGAGCUGGGGGCCCUGCUGCGGGAGGCGCUGGCGUUGGAGACACUGGAGCUGGCGCUGUCCCUCUCUCCCCAUAGCAGCUGCGUGAGUGGUACAUUAGCCGUCAGGGUCGCGCUGCUGGAGCUGGUGCCUCUGCUACUGGAGGCGUUUCUGCUGACGUUACUGGAGCUGGGGGUGUCGGUGUUGGGGUUGCUCAGUCUGAGCAUGUUGAGCAUGGAGUUACUGGAGCCGCUGGUCCCGGAGGUGCUCGUACUGGAGGUAAUGGAGGUGCUGGGGCUGGAGGUACUUCUGAACCUGGAGGUGCUGCUGUCGACACUGAGGCUGGAGACCCUGGGACUGAAGGUGCCGGCUCUGGGGGUGCUGCUACUGGUCGCGCUGGUACUGGAGGUGCUGGAGCUGGAGGUUCUGGAGCUGUUGGAGGUGCUGGCGCUAGAGGCGCUGGAGCUGGAGGUUCUGGAGCUGCUGGAGGUGCUGGUACUGGAGGUGCUGGCGCUGGAGGUUCUGGAGCUGCAGGACGUGCUGGCGCUGGAGGCGCUGGAGCUGGAGGUUCUGGAGCUGCUGGAGGUGCUGGAGCUGGAGGAACUGGCGCAAGAGGUUCUGGAGCUAUUGGAGGCGCUGGAGCUGGAGGUUCAGGAGCUGCUGGAGGUGCUGGUACUGGAGGUGCUGGCGUUGGAGGUUCUGGAGCUGCUGGACGUGCUGGCGCUGGGGGUGCUGGAGCUGCUUUUGGUGUUAAAGCCGCUGGAGGUGCUGGAGGUGCUGGUGCUGGUGGCACUGCGCAGCCACGACUGUUGUUCGCUCCGCCGUCUCCGUCGUCUCUGCCACCGCCUGACUCUGUACUUCGCCAUGUUCUUAGCCUCCCGUCGUCUACUGGUCUUCCGUUACAGCCUGGCUCACCGCUACCUGCUCCUUCUCCUUACACUGAGCAGCCAGGAGGUCUUGCUAAGCGUGCGUGUUCCUCCUGCAUCUUCUCUGCCUGACGUUGCGGACCCUGAGUCUGACUGGUUUCGUGCUGCACACCCUACUGUCACGCGUCUGUUAGCCACUGUUGUCACUGAUCCGUCGUUUGAGUCUGCUGCUGCGUCUGCCUUAGUCGCUGAGCAUGUUGACUUUGCUGCUGCCUGUCGUCUAGACUACGCUGCUAGUCUUGUUGCUGAAUCUGAGUCUGUCUGUCCUCCGUCCGUCGAGGGUGAAUGUGCUCUUGGCACGUACGUCCGUUAG
Messenger RNA from Closterium sp. Yama58-4, 2328 nucleotides. NCBI's taxonomy places the organism in Eukaryota, Viridiplantae, Streptophyta, Zygnematophyceae, Desmidiales, Closteriaceae. The record is from the annotation of a GenBank genome assembly.